Messenger RNA from Pleuronectes platessa (European plaice), 6578 nucleotides. RefSeq names its product ADAM metallopeptidase with thrombospondin type 1 motif, 10 (gene adamts10). The record is from RefSeq and is a predicted model, not a curated record. Gene Ontology annotation, biological process: proteolysis; extracellular matrix organization. Gene Ontology annotation, molecular function: metalloendopeptidase activity. Lineage: Eukaryota; Metazoa; Chordata; Actinopteri; Pleuronectiformes; Pleuronectidae. Gene Ontology annotation, cellular component: extracellular matrix. The coding region runs from base 67 to 3213 and encodes 1048 amino acids. The transcript has 24 exons.
UGUUGGGACGGACGCCCGGAAACCACUGCACUGAAUUCAGUUACUAUAGCUACUACUGUAGUGACCAUGGAAAUGCUACGGAGGACUGGUCUGGUCUGCACUGUCAUCGUCGUCAUGGUUGCCGCCGAGGUCGCAGGAGGUCACAGGGAUGAGUUCGCUCAAUCGCAAGCUGCCUUCCUGUCCAGUCUGGGCCAGUAUGAAAUCGCCAUCCCAGUACGUGUAGGACCUAAUGGCGAGACGCUGGAAGCAGAAACGCCUCAACACCAACGAAGAAGAAGACGCAGCACUGAAGAGAAGCCUCCUGACUCUCUCUUCUACCAGCUGUCCACAUCACGUAACAACUUCAUGCUCAACCUGACGCUGCAGGGAGGCCUGCUGUCGCGGCAGUUCAGGGUCGAGUACUGGAAGAGGGGCAGAUUAGCCUGGAGUCACCCGUACUCUCCCCACUGCCACUACAUAGGACACCUGCAAGACCAGCCGCACUCCAGCAAAGUGGCCCUGAGCAACUGCAACGGCCUGCAGGGGGUGAUUGUUGCGGGGGGAGAGGAGUACCUGAUUGAACCCCUUGUCUCAUCAGAUAACCAGACCAGCAGGACGGAGAGGGGGGAGAGGGCAGAGGGGCGCCCCCAUGUGGUUUACAAGCGGUCAUCGCUUCGCCAUCAGUACAAGGGCCUAUCCUGCGGAGUCAUCGAUGAGAAGCCGAUGAAGGGGGCGUCAUGGUGGCAGCGGACGCUGAAGACGCCCCCUCACCACGUCGGUCGCGGCCAGCUGCCUCUGAAGCGCUCGGUCAGCCGGGAGCGCUACGUGGAGACGCUGGUCGUGGCCGAUAAGAUGAUGGUGGGUUACCACGGCCGCAGGGACAUCGAGCAGUACAUCCUGGCUGUCAUGAAUAUUGUUGCCAAACUGUUCCAGGAUUCUAGCCUGGGGAAUGCAGUCAACAUAGUGGUGACACGGCUCAUCCUGCUCAUGGAAGAUCAGCCGACACUGGAGAUCAACCACCAUGCUGGGAAGUCUUUGGACAGCUUCUGCAAGUGGCAGAAAAAGUUUGGGAUGAACCAUGACGGGAUGGGGAACGCCUGCGGCCCCCGCAGCCAGGAGACCGCCAAGCUGAUGGCCGACCACAUUACUAUGAAAACGAACCCGUUCAUCUGGUCGGCCUGUAGCCGGGAUUACAUCACCAGCUUCCUGGACUCUGGUAUGGGCUCCUGUCUGAACAACGUCCCCCCCAAGCAGGAGUUUGUGUACCCCACCACGGCACCAGGUCAGGCAUACGAUGCCGACGAACAGUGCCGCUUCCAGUACGGCAUGAGAUCUCGACAAUGUAAAUACGCGGAAGUCUGCAGUGAACUAUGGUGCAUGAGUAAAAGCAACCGUUGCAUCACCAGUAGCAUUCCUGCUGCAGAGGGAACCAUCUGUCAGACCAACACAAUAGAGAAAGGGUGGUGCUACAAGAGGUUGUGUGUGGUGUAUGGGACUCGUCCGGAGGGCGUGGACGGAGGCUGGGACUUGUGGUCGCCCUGGGAGGAGUGCAGCAGGACGUGUGGAGGUGGAGUCUCCUCUUCUGUCAGACACUGUGACAGCCCCAGGCCAACCAUCGGUGGAAAGUAUUGUCUGGGGGAGAGAAAGCGUUUCAGGUCCUGCAAUAUUGAUGAGUGCCCCGCAGGCUCUCGGGAUUUCAGGGAGAUUCAGUGCUCCGACUUUGACAGCGUUCCUUUCCGGGGGAAAUUUUACACCUGGAAGCCAUACAGAGGAGGUGGAGUGAAGUCGUGUUCUCUCAACUGCCUGGCCGAAGGUUACAACUUCUACACGGAGCGAGCUCCAGCUGUGGUGGACGGCACGCCCUGCCGAGAUGACUCCCUGGACGUGUGCGUAAAUGGGGAGUGUAAGCACGUAGGCUGCGAUCGCAUCCUCGGCUCCGACGUUCGCGACGACCGGUGCCGGAUCUGUGGAGGUGACGGGAGCAGCUGCACGACUGUGGAGGGCCUCUUCAACGACUCGCUGCCCGAAGGAGGUUACGAAGAAGUGGUCCGAAUCCCCAAAGGAUCAGUGUUCCUCCACAUACAAGAGCUCAACAUCUCCCUCAACUACCUUGUGCUGAAGAGUAAAGGUGACCAGUAUUUCAUCAAUGGGAAGCUGACCAUCGACACACCGCGCAGGUUCGAUAUCGGCGGUACCACCUUUCACUACCGGCGGCCCACUGACGGACCAGAAACUCUUGAAGCUCUGGGGCCAACAAACAUAACCCUUAUUGUCAUGGUGCUGGUGAGGGAGGAGAACCCAGGGAUCCACUAUCGUUUCAACCCCCCGCUCAACAGGGACCCGCUGAGCGGUUUUGCCUGGAACCACAACUCCUGGUCCCGGUGCUCAUCCGUCUGCGCCGGAGGUGCUCAGAUCCAGCAGGUGGUGUGCAGGAAGCAUUCGGAUCAUUCAGUCGUCUACAACCACUUCUGUGACAAGAAGAACAAACCCAAAGAGAAGAAGAGAUCCUGCAACACUGAGCCGUGCUCCCCGAGCUGGUGGACAGGAGACUGGUCGGAUUGCAGCCGCAGCUGUAACGGAGGCCUGCGAAGUCGGGAGGUUUUAUGUAAAAGGAGAAUCUCUGCAACAGAGGAGAAAGUCCUGGAUGACUCAGCCUGCACCCCCACUCGCCCCUCGCUCACUGAGCCCUGCAGCAACCACAGCUGCCCCCCCGAAUGGCUGGCCCUGGACUGGUCAGAGUGCACGCCCAGUUGUGGUCCUGGCUUCAGGCACCGUGUGGUCUUGUGUAAGAGCGGGGAGAGCGGGGACACGCUGCCAGAGUCUAAGUGUCCCAAGCACGGCCGGCCCACCUCCAGGGUGCGCUGUAACCUGCAGCGCUGCCCUCCCCCUCAGUGGGUGACGGGUCCCUGGGGAGAGUGCUCCGCUAAGUGUGGCCUGGGUCAGGAGAUGCGUUCAGUUCAGUGUCUUGCUCACACCAGUCAGCUGUCCAUGGACUGUCUGGAGCACCAGCGACCAGCAGCCAUGCAGCAGUGCAAGAGCAAAUGUGACCUCAGUCUGCCCGUCAGUACGGACAACCCGGAAGGCCGUAUGUCAGAGGAUCUCAGGGAGUCUUUGAACAAUCAAGAGUGUAAAGAUGUGAACACUGUGGCCUACUGCCCCCUGGUGCUCAGGUUCAAGUUCUGCAGCCGGCCAUAUUUCAGACAAAUGUGCUGCAAGACGUGCCAGGGACACUGACACCAUGAAGCCACGCAGCAUCCGUCUCCGGGUCGUGUCCACACUCACACACAGUACGCCUGAGAACCUCCCACUGAGCCGUGUAGCAGCAGCCCUCACGCUACCUCUGUCGGAGGAGUGAGAGACAGACCAUACCGCCGCGGUGCUGCCAGACUGACCUGGUCCUGUGUCUGGUCUGAUGGGACCUUUUCCAGCCAGAAUCCAGACCAGACGCCCCUCUGGGCCGAGCCGGGCCAAAAAACUGCCCGAGCGGAGUUAAAACAUUCCACUGGAGGCAGGGCUGCUGAGAGCUGGAGAGACAGAGAGAGGGAGAGACCUCCCUCCUUCUUCUUUUAGGAUGAACCCUCUCUCUCUGUCUCUUGAAACCGUCUCUCUCUUGUAAUAUUUUGGUGCUACUUAUAUUUGUCUUUGGCCACAGGACUGGUUGCAGGUUGUCUUUGAUUCAGUGGCCUGAUUUUCUUAAACCUGUAUGUUUACAGGUGAUAUCGGAAUAGCUAUGAAUUAUAAAACAACACAAAAUCCACUUUGUAAAGAAAAUGAUUUUCCAAAUAUAUUUGCCCAUGAAAAGGAACAUGCUAUAUGAUGAAAUGUACGAUUUCUCCAUGUUAUCUGAUAGUUGUUACUUGAGCUCGUUGUUUUGUGCUAUUGCUUUGUUGUGUAUCAUCGUAUCCACCACGUCCUCACUGUCAGUCAGCUGAAGUAUGAGUUUGAUUUGCACAGUGUGUCAGCAGUGAGAGGACGUGUGAAUUUAUGUCUGUUCUCGACUUGACGUCUACAUGGAAGCUACAACCGCCUCACUGCGGUGAACCUGCCGUACUCUUGCCGUUUUUGGGGUUUAAUUUGUUCACACAUCAACACUACCUUCAGUAAUGUGAGCAGAGCCUGUGCUCACAUCACCUGGACUUUUUUUUUACAUUAUGGGAUGUUAUAUUUUGUUGUGGCUGCAGACAGGGGUUUUAAAAAGGAACUUUAACAGCUCGGCUUAGUGUCAUUAUCUGAAUUUUUUUUUUUUUUAUUGUAAGAGAGUGUGUUUUUGCCACAUGUAACCCCUCUCUCGCCAGCUCUUGUAACUCUUACCAUGAGUGGAAAUUCAGAGCACAGUGAGACACGGCGAUCCAGUCUCUGCCAGCAGGAACAGGCCCAGUGUGGAGGAGUGACCACCUCUGACCGCACUGCUUUCAAACAGCCUUUAAUCCACAGAGCGCUAAUCUGAGGAUGGAUUUACACUCACAUUAAACAUCAGAUUUCUUAGUGGCACAGAUCAUUGCUGCAUGAGAACAUUCAAAAUGCUGGGACAUGCAGUUUUUAAAGGUUCAGUGUGUAGACUUUAGUGACACCUAGUGGUGAAGUUGCAUGUUGCAGAAUGCCCCUCCCCUUCCAAACAUGAAAGAGAACCUGUGGCAGCCUUCAGUUGUCCUGAAAACUCAAAAGUUGUUUAGUUUGUCCAGUUUGGGCUACUGUAAAAAACAUGGCGGCCUUGGAAUGGACCCGUUCCCGAUGUCAAUAUAAAGUGUUAAAAUGUAAAGGGUAUAAUAAUAAUAAUAAUAAAUCAAUUUCACAUGAAUCUUACACACUGGACCUUUAAAUCAGAGUUUAUACAAACUGAUCUUACUGCAUGUAAAUGUUAAACCUGUAAUAACUGAAUUUUACCUUUUAAAUUCAAUAACAUGUCAUACCGUACAUAAAGUUCCUUAUUCCCACAUCCAGCAGUUACAGAGCAACGUUAUCCUUCAUUUAAAUUCCUGUCGGUGAAUCUGAAGUCCAAUAACCAUCAACUCCUCAGGGGAAUUAUCUGUUUUCAGCUGCUAAAUGCUACACUGUGUUCACAAGCCAGUGACUAAUUGUGUCCGUCUGCUGUUUGGUGCCAAGCAGCUAGUUUACAGUUGGUUUUUAGAGUUUAAAUUGUUCUGAAUCAGCUGUUUGGGCACAGUGAGAGUGAAGCAAAACACAGAAGUUGUGGAGUGGACAGUCAAAGAACGAUGUGACCCUAACCCUCUGGGCCCAACAGUCCCCUUAUCAACCCCCAUUUGAAUUCACUAGAUCCUGAUUUUCAGAUUCCACACACUUAUAAACAUCAGUCCACUAAACAUGGCUGAUUUUUUCUUUCAUCAAGAUCCAUGAUCCAGAGCAGAACCACAAUUUGAGUGGUUCUUUUCAGACCCGUAACGCAUCCUUCCACCAAGUCUCAUGAAAAUCUCUUAAACAGUUUUGGCGUAAAAAUCGAACUAAUGCAGAUUCCUUGGUGGUGGUAAAUAUUGCUGAUCAUGUGGUUUAACAGAUCAACACAUUUUGCAUAUUGGUGGAUGCUGGAUUUAUAAAAAAAUAAUCUGAAAAUAACUUCAAAGACUGACUAAUAAGGUCUCCAUGCUCUUGAGUAGGAUGGACGUCACCUGAUCCAGUGCUGUGUGGCACAGAUUUCAUUCAGGAGUAGUGACGCAUUUAAAGUUGCUGUUUCAGCCGUCUCUCCAUCCUGCAGAGAGUAUUCUUAGAAAUGUCUGAUAUCUGACAACAUCACUUCUCCCAUGUCCACUGUGCCCUGAAGUCUGAGCUGUGGCCGCCGACACACACACUGAUCACUUAGUGUCACAUCAUUUCAUUGUAAAAGGAGAAGGCUACAGCAUGUCUCUGUGGGGACGAGCUGCAAUCUUGUUCCUUUUUUUUCUUUCGGUGCUUUGGUUUGGUUUGGUGCUAUUACUUCACUGUUGUUGUCAUUGUUUCCGAGUUGUAGUUUUAACAGUUUAAUUGUCUAGAAAUCUGUUUGAGCCUGUUGUAAUGGAACCAGAGCUGGCCUGAGGUGGGAGAGUGCAGCUGCUCGGGGGGCCCUCUGGGAUCGUCUGCUCAUUUUUAUCAUAAUUUCCAUUCCGUGACUCCGUUAAAGGGGCAGAAACGUGCUCCAUUAAUGCAAUGUUCUUGGUGUUCAUUAUACAAAAUGAUUUCCAAGUGCUCCAGCAGUCUUUUGGAUGUGUUCAGCUUUGGCCAGCCGGGCCAAUCCAAUGAAAUGUUCAGUCGAGUCAUGUCAUCAGAGUGUGCAGCCGCCCUGCUGUUAUUCAGGACUGAGAAAGGUGGAAAUACUAUUUAUGACAUUUUCAGAUGCACAUUUUACAGUUUCAGAAGAUAUUUCAAAGAGUAAUUGCCAGAGAUCCUCGUGUUUCAGUGUUUUUCUCUCCAUCUACCUGGGCCUAUAAUAAAUGUUCACACUGAGAGGUGGACUUGUCAGACUAAAUAAGAGGGACGAUAGACUUUUGUUUUUCACAUGCUAAUUAUAACAUGACAUGUACUGUACUUUGUUAUAGAAGAUGAAACCAUUUGUCCCCUAUGUACAUCUUUUUCAAAAGGAAAUAUUAAAGCGAUUAAACAUUGUUGAU